Molecule: messenger RNA, 3055 nt
Organism: Agrilus planipennis (emerald ash borer)
Lineage: Eukaryota; Metazoa; Arthropoda; Insecta; Coleoptera; Buprestidae
Product: beta-1,4-glucuronyltransferase 1-like
Exons: 4
Coding region: 120-1463 (447 amino acids)
Source: RefSeq, a predicted model, not a curated record
UUAUCUAUUAUCUAUCUAUCUAUGUGUCUUAUCGUGAAAUAAAUUCCAAUAAAAAAAUGCUUUACAAUCCGAAAGUGUUUUAGUUGUGCAGUUUUCUUAGCGACUUACAAUUCACCAUUAUGAAUCCCGCGGGUUUUUUUCAAUUCGUUAUCCUUUCAGUACUCACUACGGGAAUAGUACUUUUGGUGGUAAUAAAUUUGCAAGCUUUAGAAUUGCAAAGGAUGAACAUUGUGAAAACAACGUCAACCAUCAACAGGUUUAUUUCUGAACGGAAUACUCAAAAUUCCUUUAUUGCAACUGAACAAUCAGUUCAAGUAAACAAGGAAGAAGUUAGGGAAGUGUUGAAUCCGCCAUUUGAAUGUGAAAAUAAGAAAUUAGUCAGAUGGCUUGAACAGAGGGGACAAUUUUACGUUUACUAUAACUACGUAAUCGCUGAAAAACAAUUUCUGUGUCACGAAAGUGUUACAUACACGACGCAAGCCGAUUUUACAUUUUUGGACAAUUUAGUGACUCUAACAGAAGCCUGGAAAGGACCCAUAAGUGUUACACUGUACGCUCCAGGUGACGACUUUCAGAGGACAUUGAAAUCCAUCGCCUAUUUAAGGAAUUGCGAAACACCCUUAAUACGAGAAUUUGUAACAUUUCAUCUGUUUUUUGAGAAAAUAUUUAUUCCAAAGAAGUUGAAGAUUCCUUUGAAUAACGCUGACGAAAUAUACGAAGAUGAUUAUGAUUGCAGUACAGUUCCGCCGUUUAAACAAAUCCGUCACGAAGAAAUUUUUAAAACGCUGAAUAAUCUUACAUAUCCAAUCAAUGUGGCGAGAAAUAGCGCAAGACUGGCUUCUCAAACUUACUACGUUUUCGCUUCCGAUAUUGAACUUAUACCCCCUCUCAAUUUUAUACCAAAAUUUUUGGAUUUAGUACAAAGAGAACAAGAAAUCCUCGCCAAUAUUCCAAGGAAGAUAUUCGUAUUACCGAUUUUCGAAGUUCUGGAAACCGCUAAAGUCCCGAAAUCUAAAACCGAGUUGUUACGGAUGCUUAAAAAUUCCACUGCUUUUCUCUUCCACGAGAAAUUGUGCAGACGAUGCCACGAAGUGCAAAAUUACACCGAGUGGUUAAAUACGCCAGAGAGCAACUUACUGAAUGUUCUGGCCAUUGGAACGAGAACUAACGCUUACAAAAGUUUGGAAGCUUUUUACGUCGGAACCAACGACGAACCGCAAUUCGACGAAAGAUUGACAUGGGAAGGCCAAAAAAACAAAAUGACCCAGGCAUACGCCAUGUGCUUAUUGGACUAUCAGUAUCUGAUUUUGGACAACGCUUUUCUUGUUCAUAAACCCGGAAUAAAAAAAGAGAAAGUGCAAAUGUCCAUUUUUAGUCCUUUGGUACACGACACGUACCUGUUAGUGAAACAUUUUAUUGUCUCAGAACUUCGUGCGUUGUACGGUAAAAGGGCAGGCUGUUAAUCCAGCACUGUGCCCUAAUACAGUGUGUAAUAUGUAUAUAUUUUUCAUACAGGGUCGGCCUUGGGCAUUGCGAGGCUCCGGGCGGGCAGACCUUUGCGAGGCCCUUGUCUAUGUGGAAUUAUUUUAAUAACGACACUUGACGAGAAAUUUAGAAUUUUAAAAUUGCUUAUUGGAAACACAAAAAUAACAAAUUAAUAAUCAUGAAUCAUUGGAUUGUUGAGCGAGUGCUCGAGGACCCUGCAAGAAGCGAGGUCCCGGGCGGUUACCCCGCCCCCAAUGGCCGCCCCUGUUUUUUAUGUGAGAAUGAAAAAAUUAAUAAAAAACAAAGAUUGAUUCUUACAAUUUUUCCAAUUUUGCAAAAAAACGGCGUGAGACUUGAAAGGUCGAGGAUCUACAAGACUUAUUUUUAGCCACUCCUUCUAUUUGUGUAAAAAUUAGAAUUAUCAAUAUUUAUAAACUAAUUAAUUAAUACGUACAAUUUAUGCUAAACAUUAAUUAUUGUGUAUUGUAAUAUUAUUAUUCAUUCCAAAGUGCGAAAUCUCAUACUAAGGAUUAAGGUAUAUUUUCUCACCAUUCCUGGAGGUUUUCAAUGAAAUCUUGCAAAUAAGGAUAUGUGUACUGUUAUUUAUUUUUAAAAAUUAUUAUGACACAAUUUGCCCCUUUAUGAGAACUGCAUGAUUUUUGAGACAAUGUUCAAAGGAACGCUAUGAUGGAGAUGAUUUACUAAAACUUGCCAAGCGUACUUACGAGAAACAAGGUUAAAAUUUUUUUUGUUGCAUUAUUAAUUAUUAAUAAAUGUUACUGGAAUUCCUUUGCGCUUGUUGCCCUUACUAAUUUAUUCGAUUGCAUCUACCGUAUGCGAAAGAGUGUUCCUUGGCAUAGUGAAUCUCAAAGCAUAUGUAUACAGUAUGCGAAUUACCGUUUCGUAGAAAUGUGUAUUCGUACGUGUGCCUGCUCGCAAAACUUCUAAUUGCCAGUUUUUAUAGUGCUAUUAACCUAGGCUUCGCAGAUACAGAACUACCAUCAUUUCUGGGUUCAUACGCUAAUGAUAAACCUAGUGUUUCAAGCUAGGAUAAUUUAAUAGGACGAGGUUUCAUUUUUUUGAACCAAUAAGGAAUUAGGAUAUAUGAGAGUGGUUUUUCAAACCUAAGAUAGCAAACGAAACAUCCUGUAUUCGAUCUUGCAUUACUGUCUUAGAUCGACAUGCUUUAGAGCAGUUUACAUGAUGCUAGGAAAUGUGAAUGAGUAAUGAUAAGGCAACAACAUGUCCGUGUAGAAAAAUGAAUAGUGUUCAUAAAAAAACACAAUUCGAAAACUAUGCCAAUUUGCACUAGAUAAAUUAUUGGAAUUAACAGGUUUUGUUAGUAAAACGUAAUAGGUCUAGACGCCAAAUAUGCUUGUUAUUUUUAAGUGAUAAUGUAUACUCGAAAACACGUAGUUAGCGGUCAGUGCUAGCGAUGAGAGCGGCAUAUUAUAACUUAAGACCAAGAUCCGCACUUUCGCAUGCGGUAUAGUUUAUAUUUACGUAUUUAAAGAAUUAGCUCACUUGUUCUUGUUUUCCAAUUAAGUAAAUAUACAAUAAGCAUUUUAAA